CCGGUUUGCGACAACAUCCGACCCGCGUUUUGGUCCAGUACGGUUCUGUGUGCCCAGCGCUUUCGGAGUGAAUUUGUGACAGACGGGUAAAGUGGAAUGCAGCAAUUGGUGAAAUAACUGGAGAGCAUUCCAGCAUGGCACGCGAUUUUGAAUAGUGCGAACACAAGCAGUGUGGGCUUUCUGCGGUGCGAAUUUACAGAACGCAUUGUGCGUGACGUCAUGGACAUAUAAUAUCGGAAGCUACUUUGCAACUGUAAUAAUUUAAGCAUUCUGACAAGAAUGCAUUGAAAACAGAGUUGAACACAAUUCGGUGUUGACGCCAAAAUCAGUGUCAAGGACCAACGAUUGUGUCCAAAUGUGCAACAAGUUACCGUGAUAUGGGAUUAUUGGAAUCGUUUUCGACAACACAUCAUGUUGGUCCAAGCUGCGUUAAAUGUUGUAACCGAAGAACGGUGGAAUAAGUGCAUAAUUAGCUGUGUAUAAUCUGCUGUAUGAAAUGCGAACAUACAUAUACUUAUAGACUUAUUUAGUGAAUAUAAAGUGUUCCGGAUGUUUGUGUGUGUAGACGACAUAAAUAAUAUACUGAAGUGCAUAUAACCAUCAGAACAUCCGAUAAAGCAUAACCAUCAAAUGACAUCCGAAACAAAUAGAACGAAGAAAUGCAGACACAAUUCAAACCAUCGAAAAUCAAAAGUGCUUCCGUUGACCAAAUGCAAAACUGAAUGCCUACAGUCUCAUUGACCUGGAAUGAAAUAACAAGAUCGAUAAGGAUUUUAAUUUAAAAUUAUCAUGCAUUUCACGGCGACCCAUGAUUGUGACCGAGUUGUUUAUUGGUGAGUUGCCAGUAGUGCCCGAGUGACGUCCAUCGAUUGAUUGGCCAUUUGUGGAUCAUCCCCAAACGCUGAGCACAACUCGCCAAUAUAAUCCGAACGCCGCCACACACACCCCCCGUGGAGAGAAAGAUGAAAGUGUUCGACGUGAUGAGCGGGAAAACGACAUCGGCACCCCACCCGCUGGACUUCAACUGGUCGUCGGAGCUGGUCAACGUGCACGUGGAAGGUGAACCCGUACGGGAAAUGCAUCUGGUGGCGCAAACAGCCGCACCCACCACCAGGGCGACGACAAUCGGAAAGGAAGUCAUCUCGCGCCGGUCUUCCCCCUCGAUUGCCAACUCCUGCUCCCGGCCGUCGUUCAAUUCGGACACGCAGGCCCCGGAGCGGAACCAACGGGUGACCAUGUAUGGUUGCGUCAUGUUCAAUCCGAAUUCAAGAGAAGGCCGCCGGUUGUUUAUGUGCCACAUACUCGUAGUGCUGCUGGUACCAAUCGUGGCCGUGGUGCUGCAGAACAGCAUCCUUAUGCGGCAGCAAAUGACGAAAUACGAGACGACCAAACGUGUACAUGAAGAGAUCCGAAUGACCAUCAACAUGACCGAGCUGGUGCGGGUCGUGCAGAAUGAGCGCAAACUUUUAACCUACUUUGUGCUGACCCGGAAGAACCGAACCGCCGUGGAGGAGGCUUUCAUCGACACGGAUCGAAUCCUGAGCGGACUAAUUGCGCUCAACCAGCAAUGGGACAUCGAGUUCAACGAGAGCUCCAACCAAACAAUCGCCGGAGAUUUGAGCGAAACUAGGGAUUUAUUGCUAAGGCCCGAUUCACCAGCAGAAGAUCUGAACAUUUCUGUUGCGGACUUCUUCGAGCCCUACAACGACCUUAAUCGGCACCUGCUGGAUCAAAUCAGCCAAAGCGUGGGGUACUCAUUGAGUGGAGUAGUUUGGCGACAACUCGUCGUGUACAAGAACUUAAUCGAAGCUAUAGAAAACAUCAACAUAGCCGCCAUUUUGGUUUUGCAGUUCAUCAAAAGAAGCCGCCUGGGCUUGGAUGACUUCUCGCAGUUUGUGCGGAGAGACGCCGCAGCCAUGGACCAUCUAAGAUCUGCGGAAAAUUUUAUGGAUAACCUUGAAAUCACAAAAAGCAAAGAAUAUGCCGUCUUGAGCAAGUGGCGGCAUCAAGUUAUGACAAAUUCGACUACUGUUGGUCGAGAAGAGGGCCUUGCUGAAUAUUACCAAUCCGUGAACAAGUUGAUCCAGGACAUGAUUGCCAUUCAGAAACACCUUCAGAAAAUGGUUUUAGAAACUGUCGACCUGGAGAUGGGUGAGGCUAGACUUUACCAAUCAAUCUCCAUUAUUCUUGUACUUCUGAUCGUCGUCGUCAGUCCGAUCCUAGUCAUUUUGGUUCGAAACGCUACUGACACAAUUCAGGAUUUCUCCAAAGAGCUUAUCACCCGAACCCUGGAGCUACGCUGUGAAAAGAGCAAAUCUGAUCGCCUGCUCUAUCAGAUGCUACCGCCGGCAGUCGUUCGUCAGCUGAAGCAACAACGCCAGGUACCGGCGGAGACAUUCGAAUCGGUAACGAUCUUUUUCAGCGACAUCGUGGGCUUCACGUACAUCUCGGCCGUCAGUACCGCGAUGGAGGUGGUUACCAUGCUGAACACACUGUACCGGCUGUUCGACACCAUCAUUCUGAAGUACGACGUCUACAAGGUGGAAACCAUCGGAGAUGCGUACAUGGUCGUAUCGGGACUUCCGCAGCGCAACGGAGACAAGCACGCGGGGGAGAUAGCGAUGAUGUCGCUGGAUCUGCUUUGUGGCAUUGCUGGCUUUAUCAUACCGCACAUGAAGAACCGCACCCUGGAGAUUCGCGUUGGGGUGAAUACGGGACCGUGUGUGGCCGGAGUGGUUGGGACGACCAUGCCUCGCUACUGUUUGUUUGGGGACACUAUCAACACUGCAUCCCGAAUGGAAUCCACUGGAGAGCCCAUGAAGAUCCACCUCUCGGAGAACACCAAAGCGAUCCUGGACAAGCUCGGUGGGUUCAAGAUCAAACGGCGCGGCACGAUCGAAGUCAAAGGAAAGGGAUCCAUGGAAACGUUCUGGCUGGUGGGGCACACCGCAUACGAACAUCUUUCGCCCGAUACGGUCAUCCCGAUCUACAAACCCGAAGUGGUGACCGAGCCGGACUUCUUGCAAAUCAUCUACUGACUGAACGACAACCCGGACAAUCUUUAAUCGGCCAGCAAAUUGAGGAAGCGUUCUGGUGGAAGGCACUUUUCGUGAAACGACUUGAUGUUAUCAGUGUGUGAGUGUAUUUGAGGUUUUCGAUGGUCACCCGUGGGGGGGUCGUUCGAAAAUUACGUCCAAUGUUUGAGUAGGGUUUGCAAUUUGAGACAGGGGGCGGGGGUUUUCUCCUUUCGUAUAACGUACAACUAGAAAAAACAAUACCUGAUUGCAUUUCAGCAACAAUUUGUUUAUCUACGGAAAAUAUUUAAAUUUACUAACACUGAAGUUAAUGCUCACUAUGUUACUGUACAAAUAGUGUACGAAAACGUCAAACCAUAAUAUAAAUGACAGAUGUACGUACAGAGAUGGAGGGUAAUUUGUGACAGAUUGUGACAGGAGAGGGAUUAAAAAUGUAGGAAAACGUUGGACGUAACGACCACGUGAAUGAUGUUUGUAGUCAAAUAUAGAAUCCGUAUGGGUCCAAUGCACUUGUUCCAAAUUGUAGGAGAAACGUAUACGUAGUUCUUUGAA
Molecule: messenger RNA, 3587 nt
Organism: Armigeres subalbatus
Lineage: Eukaryota; Metazoa; Arthropoda; Insecta; Diptera; Culicidae
Exons: 9
Coding region: 963-3038 (691 amino acids)
Biological process (GO): intracellular signal transduction; receptor guanylyl cyclase signaling pathway; cGMP biosynthetic process
Cellular component (GO): plasma membrane
Molecular function (GO): peptide receptor activity; adenylate cyclase activity; guanylate cyclase activity
Source: RefSeq, a predicted model, not a curated record